ACAAAAUGAAAUGAGUUACAAACACACCCACCCCCAACCCAAAUCCAAAAGCUAAUCCUCAUCCGAGUUGAGUAAUUGGUAGGGGACUGUUUGAUGAUUUGUGUCUACAGAUGAGAAAGUCCAGGACUAGCGGCCAAGACUGUGACUUCUGGUCAUGGUUUCCCAGUGGCCAGGCCAGUCAUGUCCAUCUUCCUUCCCCAGCAACCUCCUCGCUCACAGGAAUUCUCUUGGCAAAAGAACAGGGGUUACAGAAGCUUUCUCAGCUUCAGCAUCAAUCAACACAUACUCUGUGGGCAGCUACAGAGCACCCAGCCCUGGGCUAGGUCCUCUGGGAAGCUUCACAAAUUUAAAAAGGAAGAACACAGAAGAGAAAAGAAAACCAUCAACAAAAUGAAAAGGCGAGGUAUGGAAUGGGAGACCAUAUUUGCAAAUCAUAUAUAUAUGAUAAGGGGAUAAUAUCUACAAUAUAUAAAUAAUCUAUACAACUCAAUGGCAAACAACCAAACAAUCCAACUUAAACAUGGGCAGAGGAACUGAACAGACAUUUUUCUAAAGAAGACAAACAACGGUCAACAGAUAUUUGAAAAGGUGCUCCACCUCACUCAUCGUCAGGAAAUGCAAAUCAAAAGCACAAACUAUCACCUCACACCUGUUACCAAUGGCUGUCAUCAAAGAGACAAGUGAUAACAAGUGUUGGUAAGGGGGUGGAAAAAAUUGCCUUGAGCGCUGUUGGUCCAUAGGAAUAUAAAAUAUUUUUUGUCUUUUUAGAGCCGCACCCACAGCAUACGGAGGUUCCCAGGGUACGGGUCAAAUCAGAGCUGCAGCUUCUGGCCUAUGCACAGCCACAGCAACACUGGAUCUGAGCCUCAUCUGUGACCUACACCACAGCUCAUGGCAACACCAGAUCCUUAACCCACUGAGCAAGGCCAGGGAUCGAACUUGCAUCCUCUUGGAUGCUAGUUAGAUUCAUUUCUGCUCCACGAAUAUAAACGGAAAUUCCCAUAAUAGAUAUUGGUACAACCACUACAGAAAACAGUAUGGCGGCUCCUCCAAAAAUUAAGAAUAGAACUACCAUAUGAUCCAGCAAUCCCACUUCUGAGAAUAUAUCCAAAGAAAGGAAAUCACCAUCUCACAGAGAAAUGAAUCACUGUCACUUGUUUCAGAACAAGUGACACUCAGCCCUGACACCACAAUGACGUUGCUGUCCCAAAGGCCACUCUGGGCUCUCAGCCCCGGCGUCAGCCCAGCAAGACUCUGGGCUCUUGCUGCAGCCCUCGCCUCUGGCGCUGGGGUGUGUGUGUGGACAGGGACAGCAGCCAGCUCUUUGCCGGGCUCUCUAACAAGCUCUGCGAGUCUGUUUGUUAAAGAAAAAUUCCAGUGGGUGCAUCCAACACAUGGAACUCAAGUACAGAAAUUAUAUUUAUCCACCCCACUGCCAAGGAGAUCACAUGCCCGUGAGUCACUCCAGAUGUGCUCAAAAACAGAGUCUCUCUGUGGAAGCUCAGGGCCCCAAUCCCGGAGAGAGUAGCUUAACAGGUCCCACUCCUGCCCUCCCCAGGAGGCAGCCCCCUGCCUCCACCCCUCUAGGGCAGGAGAGGGCAUCUCAGCACGUCCGGAAAGGGAAGGGCAGUAAGAUCAAUAUUGUUGCACUGCGAGGACCAGUACAGGCAUACCUGGGGCUCCUGGGGUCCCACUGGUUGGAAGACGACUUUGCACCUUUUCGGAGGAAAAGAUGUGUUGGAAGACGCUGCUGCUUCUGCUGUUGUGUUAUGAUGCUCAGGCCACUCUGUCCCACAGGUGGAGCAGGGCUGUGCUCUUCCCUGCAGCCCACCGGCCAAAGAGGUCCUCGUCUGUGCCCUUGAACCCCAUCCUGCAGAGCUCCCUGGAGGAAGUGCAACUGCUCUAUGAGUUCCUGCUGGCUGAACUGGAGAUCGGCCCCGACCUGAAGAUCUCCAUCAAGGACGAGGAGCUGGCCUCCCUACGGAAGGCCGCCGACUUCCACACCAUCUGCAAUGACGUGAUCCCCAAGAGCAUCCCGGACAUCCGCCGGCUGAGCGCCAGCCUCUCCAGCCACCCCGGUGUCCUCAAGAAAGAGGACUUCGAAAGGACAGCACUGACCCUGGCCUACGUGGCCUACCGCACAGCUCUGUCCCAAGGGCAUCAGAAGGACGUCUGGGCCCAGGCCCUCCUUAGCCUCUUCCAGGCCCUGAGGCAUGACUUGAUGCGGUCCUCAGGCCCCAGAGCAUCUCCCUGAGAGACUGGCCGGCACCAGGACCACAGAGCAGGGACCAGCACACACAGUAAUCCAGAAAGUCUUCAUUCUCAACUCCCUUUAGAGACCAGCCUCAAAACACAUACCACCAACUCAGAGUAACAGAGAUAAAAUAAGAAAGCCCGAUGCUCUUUGCCCCUUAACUUCUUAACAAGCACAAGAUUGUGAUUCAUAUCAUAAUGUGACCUGGGCUGGAAAAAAAAAAAAAAAAAAAGGCUGGAGUGACCAUUCAAGAUGCCUCCAGAGGCCAAACGGUUUGCCUGGUGACAUGUACGCAUCUAAGAUAUGCUUCGACACUGAGUGAAUGUGACACAAACACCCACAUUUGUGAGAACAGAGCUGGGGGCGACAGCACAGAAGCCUGGGCAUGGCAGGAAGGUGGGGGACAGAUUUCUUUGGUCCUAAGAGACCAGGGUACUCGACUGAAUGAACAUCUUUCCACAGUUCUGUAGUAAGCAACUAGAGCUACGCCCAAUCAAUCCAUUGUUAACCAAGGAUGUAUUUCCCAACUCUUCCAAAAGCCACCAAGAAGAAUCAGUCAGAACAUCAGUCAUGUACCCAUGUAUCUAGACUCUUCUUUUCUGAAAGCUGGAGAAACACAGAGGGGGCCCACAGAAAUGCGACUGUCAUGCGUUGCAUUUUGUACCGAGAAACAAAGCUAACGUGGAGAGAGUCAGCCUAACAAAAGAGGUGACACCAACAGCCAGGCCUGCCUAGCCUCAUGCUAAAAUUGCCCAGCAUCCCCAGAGAUUUAAGUGCUUCAAAUAAAUGUGACUUUCAGAGGACAGAAUUUUACCCUUUCAAAUACCAAAGCUUCCAUUUUAGCAAUAGCGAUUGGAUGUGUUUUCUAAAGUAUUCACAUAAAAUGCCUUAAGCUUUUAUUUAGUAUCUUGGAAACGUUCUAAUGAAGGAGCUAGAUAAGAUCAUCCUGAGAUUCUUCUACUUCUGAACUUCCCACAGUCAUCAACCAUGAGAUGUGACCAGGGAGGACACCUAGACCCGACAGCUCUGCCAGACUGUUGGUACCAACCCUGAAAGGCCCCAGGUUUUGCUAAGUCCGCACCUGUGUGAGUUUUUCUGCUGCCUUCCUUGCUGUCAGCCUGUAAGAGUGCCCUUUUCCUUGGUACCAACGUAACUUGCCCUUUUUGAUUGUUCUUCCUUACGAUCAGGCCAUUGCUGAAAAAAAA
Sus scrofa (pig) is the source of this 3459-nucleotide messenger RNA. RefSeq names its product family with sequence similarity 180 member A (gene FAM180A). The record is from RefSeq and is a predicted model, not a curated record. NCBI's taxonomy places the organism in Eukaryota, Metazoa, Chordata, Mammalia, Artiodactyla, Suidae.